Temnothorax curvispinosus is the source of this 3870-nucleotide messenger RNA. RefSeq lists its product as uncharacterized. The transcript has 2 exons. Gene Ontology annotation, molecular function: oxidoreductase activity, acting on paired donors, with incorporation or reduction of molecular oxygen; iron ion binding; monooxygenase activity. The record is from RefSeq and is a predicted model, not a curated record. Lineage: Eukaryota; Metazoa; Arthropoda; Insecta; Hymenoptera; Formicidae. The coding region runs from base 284 to 3424 and encodes 1046 amino acids.
UGGGGUACGUGUAGUAGCCAGUCAUAUAAUCACGCUGAUAAUGUGUGCAUCUCAAUGCCAGAUCUACCGAGUUAACCGUGUCUAAUAAUUUAAUUAAACGACAAUUAACCAAAGUUAUUAUAAUAAUGUAAUUAACGCUGUUUCUCCUCGCGUCAUUGAGAUUACUUUAACGAUCAAGUGUGGAUAUCGUUUCAUCAAUCCGAAACAGAAACUGCCGACAACCAGAAUUUAAUCAGAGACGUCUUCUUCUUGUACAACGAAUCUGGAGAUUGAUCCCGUCGCGAUGGAGUCAUCUACUUUGCUUCUGACUAUUCUGACAGCGAGUAUUUGCUUAUAUUAUUUUGUUCUAAGAAAGCUAUCUUACUUCGAGCGACUGAAGAUCCCGCAUGUGAAACCGGUUCCAUUAUUGGGCAACAUGGCACCUUUUAUUUUUCAACGCACAUCCCAUAUGGAGCAUAUACAAAGAUUCUACAAUCUCUUCUCGGACGCAAAAUACUUCGGUCUCUACGAUUUUAUAACACCGACCUUCGUUAUCCGUGAUCCAGAGUUGAUUUCCACGAUUGCCAUCAAAAAGUUCGACAACUUCUGUGAUCACAAUCACUUCGUGAACAAAAUUCUUGAUCCGAUAGCCGGUAGAAAUCUGUUUGACCUGAAAGGAGAUCACUGGCGCGAGAUGCGAAAACUUCUUAGCCCUAGUUUCACAUCCAGUAAGAUGAAGACGAUGUUCGGACUCAUAAGUCAGUGCGCCGAGAACUUCGUCGAUUUUGUGACAACGCAAUCCGGAAAAACCGGCAAAACGUAUGAUAUGAAAGACAUACUGGGCAGAUACGCCACCGACACAGUGGCCACAUGUGCCUUCGGCAUCAGCGUGGAUUCUUUUAAGCAUCCGAACAACGAGUUCUUCUUGCUUGCCAAGAAGGCAAUGACUAUUGACAACUGGCUGGCCUUCAAGUCCUUCAUGCAUAGAAACUUCCCGCUACUUGCAAGACUCCUCAAUCUCAAAAUGUUUGGCCCAGAGAUAGAGAAUUUUUUCAAAGAUAUCGUUUCCAACACAGUAAAUGUCAGGGAUGAGAAGGGAAUUGUUCGUCCAGACAUGAUUCAGUUGAUGAUGGAGACUAGAAACAAAAAUAGCGGACCUGCGUUCGAAAUUGACGAAAUGACCGCCCAGGCGUUUGUUUUCUUUCUCGCCGGAUUCGACACUACUUCGUUAACCAUGUGUUUUAUAACGCACCAACUCGCUGUCAAUCCUGAUAUUCAGAGCAAAUUAAGAGAGGAAAUUGAUGACGUUCUCAGACAGACCAACGGUAAACCUACCUAUGAGGCCAUCAAUCACAUGAAGUACUUAGACGCCGUGAUAAACGAAACUCUCAGAUUAUAUUCGCCAGCAUCUUUCAUAGACAGAAAAUGUGUCAAAGAGACCAAAUUGCCACCAGCGACUUCAGAUGGCGAACCGAUUACUAUAAAGCCUGGAGACAGCAUAUGGUUUCCAUCUUUCUCUCUGCAUCGCGAUCCAAAGUACUAUCCGCAGCCAGACAAGUUCGAUCCAGAAAGAUUCCUCAACGGUGAUGUGGAUAAUUCGGUCUACAUACCAUUUGGUAUCGGGCCUAGAAUCUGCAUUGGUAAUAGAUUCGCCCUAAUGGAAGCAAAAAUUAUGCUGGUCCACCUGCUUUGCCGCUGCGAUCUCGAGCCCGAUGUUAAAACUGCAAAUCCCAUCGUGUUGACAAAGAAAUCAUUAGCCAUGCUACCGGACAAGGGCUUCUGGUUGAAAUUGCGAGCAAGAGAAUCGAAAAUUUCUGUUACACAAGGCUUGUCGAACGGACACGGAGUUGAGGGACAGUCAUCAAAAACGUCUUCUUAUUGUGCAACUAAUCUGGAGAUUUUUGUCACAAUGGAGCCAUCUACUUUGCUUUUGACUAUUCUGACAGCGAGUAUUUGCUUAUAUUAUUUUGUUCUAAGAAAGCUAUCUUACUUCGAGCGACUGAAGAUUCCGCAUGUAAAACCGAUUCCAAUAUUGGGGAACAUGGCACCAUUUGUUUUUCAACGUACAUCCCAUAUAGAGCUUCUACAAAAAAUAUACAAUCUCUUUCCGAACGCAAAAUACUUCGGCAUCUUCGAUUUUGCAACACCGGUCUUCGUUAUCCGUGAUCCAGAACUGAUUUCUACGAUUACCAUAAAAAAAUUCGACAACUUCUGUGAUCGUAAUAGCUUUGUGAACAAAAAUCUUGAUCCAAUGGCCAGUAAAAAUCUGUCUGACCUGAAAGGGGAUCACUGGCGCGAGAUGCGAAAGCUUCUUAGUCCUAGUUUUACAUCCAGCAAGAUGAAGAUGAUGUUCGAACUUAUAAGUCAGUGCGCCGAGAACUUCGUCGAUUUUGUGACAACGCAAUCCGGAAAAACCGGCAAGACGUAUGAUAUGAAAGACAUACUGGGCAGAUACGCCACCGACACAGUGGCCACGUGUGCCUUCGGCAUCAGCGUGGAUUCUUUUAAGCAUCCGAACAACGAGUUCUUCUUGCUUGCCAAGAAAGCACUGACUUUUGACAAGUGGCUGGUCUGCAAGUUCUUCCUGCAUAGAAACUUCUCGCUACUGGCAAGACUCCUCAAUCUCAAAAUGUUUGGCCCAGAGAUAGAGAAAUUUUUCAAAGAUAUCGUUUCCAACACAGUGAAGGUCAGGGAUGAGCAGGGAAUUGUUCGUCCGGACAUGAUUCAGUUAAUGAUGGAGACUAGAAACAAAGAUAGCGGACCUGAGUUCGACAUUGACGAAAUGACCGCUCAGGCAUUCGUUUUCUUUCUCGCUGGAUUCGAUACUACAUCAACAGCCAUGAGUUUUAUGACGCACGUACUCGCUGUGAAUCCCGAUAUUCAAAGCAAGUUAAGAGAGGAAAUUGAUGAUGUUCUCAGACAGACCAACGGCAAACCUACCUAUGAGGCCAUCAGUCACAUGAAGUACUUAGACGCCGUGGUAAACGAAACUCUCAGAUUAUAUACGCCAGCAUCUUUCUUGGACAGAAAAUGUGUCAAGGAGACCAAAUUGCCAGCAGCGACUUCAGAUGGAGAACCGAUUACGAUGAAGCCUGGAGACAACAUAUGGGUCCCCGUUUUCUCUCUGCAUCGCGAUCCAAAGUAUUAUCCGCAGCCAGAAAAAUUCGAUCCAGAAAGAUUUCUUAAGGGUGAUGUGGAUAAUUCGGUCUUUAUCCCAUUUGGUAUCGGACCAAGAAUGUGCAUUGGUAAUAGAUUCGCAUUAAUGGAAGCAAAAGUUAUGCUGGUCUAUCUACUUUCACGUUGCGAUCUUGAACCCGAUGUUAAAACCAGAAUUCCUAUGGUGUUGGCAAAAUCAGCUGUCAUGAUGCCGGACAAUGGCUUCUGGUUGAAAUUGCGAGCAAGAGAAUCGAAAACUCGGAUUAAGGUAGUUCUCCGGCUCCAGUAGUGCUCAACUUGUAUUUCAUGUUUAAAAAGAAAAAUUUAUUUUGCUAAAGUUAAUUAAUUGUUUAUAUACAAAAUAUUAGAUAUAACAACUAAAAAUUAAGAAGUUAACUUCACGCGUGAGAACUCAUGCGGCGUUGCCAAGUAAUUGACGCCUUUCCUCUUCUGUCACUCUGAACCGAGCGAAAAAUUCAUCAAAUCUUUACACAAGUAUUUCUCGAAAACGAGUACCGCAAAGGUAUUGACACUUAAUUGCAUAUUAUUUCUAUUUUUAUGGAGCAUCAUAGACUAAUUUUUCAAAAACAUUUGGAGAAAACUUUUUUCACAAUUCAUUAUAAUGUCUCUUUUACAAUAGCUCGGAAUAGAAAUUACAUGUUAAAAGUUAAAACUUUGAAACUUUGAAACUUAGUAUUUUGAUUUUUAAUACCGCAAGGGGUAUUGAAAUUUAUA